AUGGCCAAAGUGUGUUUCCUCUUGCCGGCUCUGUUGGUCCUCGGCUCUUUGGGCCAUGUGCAACCAUCGGAGAACCAGCGGCGCCUGUUUGGCCACGCAGCCGACCGCAUGAAGAUCCUGCACCGCAUGGCUGUCCACAUGAUCAGCGACUUUGAGAACAGCUUGGACUUUGAUGACCGGGUGGAGCUGAGCAACAACUUCCUGCUGUCCAACUGCUUCUCCGACUCCAUCCAGGCCCCCUCCAACCGGGAGGAGAUCCAGAGGAGCACUGUUCUGAAGGUGCUGCGUGUGUCGUACCAGCUGCUGGUGUCGUGGGAGUUCCCCAGCCAGGCCUUCAGCGGAACCUUCACCAACAGCCUGAAGCCCAACGCCAUCACGGAGCGCCUUGCAGACCUCAAGAUGGGCCUGCGAAUCAUCAUCAUGGAGCACGUGUCUGGUGAGGCGACUGUGGAAGAGUACCUGUCGGCUCCAGUCGCCUUCGACGAAUCCUACCUGAGCGACGGUUCCCCAGGGAGGGUUUACGCCCUCAUGGCCUGUUUCAGGAGAGAUAUCCACCGCAUAGAGACCUUCCUCAGGGUGGCGCACUGCCGCAUCUCCCCCAAGGACUGCUUGCCUUAG
Engraulis encrasicolus (European anchovy) is the source of this 618-nucleotide messenger RNA. RefSeq names its product somatotropin-1-like. The transcript is spliced from 5 exons. Gene Ontology annotation, cellular component: extracellular region. The coding region runs from base 1 to 618 and encodes 205 amino acids. NCBI's taxonomy places the organism in Eukaryota, Metazoa, Chordata, Actinopteri, Clupeiformes, Engraulidae. The record is from RefSeq and is a predicted model, not a curated record. Gene Ontology annotation, biological process: positive regulation of tyrosine phosphorylation of STAT protein; response to nutrient levels; animal organ development. Gene Ontology annotation, molecular function: growth hormone receptor binding; growth hormone activity.